AUGAUAUCAACGAAAACACAUUCAACGGAGCUAACAACGAACACACAAGCGUCAACGGCUAGCGUAUCCACGGUGAGCACAGCAAAAGCAUCUACCGAAUAUUCAACCUCAGUGUCAACGUUAAAAACUGCACAAACAACACCAGCACCGUCGACAACAAAAACAAACAUGACACCCUCACCAACAAUGAUCACAAAUGUUACAGCUGAAAGGCCAUCAGCAGCACCGUGGACUGCACAAAUAACGAUGACGCAAUCAAAAACUGCAAAUUUAUCCUCGAGUUCAACAACAACAGUGUCGACGACAAAACAAACAACAAUGAAAUCAUCACCAACAACAAUCACCAAUAUGCCUGCUGAAACAACAAAAACAACAGCAUCGGCAGUACAACCAACCACGAUACCAUCAAUUACAACCAAGACCCCAUCAAUAACAACAACAAUAUAUUUUACAAACGGUACAGCGAUAACUGCAGCGUCUACACCACAGACUCUUUCGCCAUUGACACCAGAAACAACAACAACAACAUCACAAACAAAUACGAUUCCACCAAAAACAACCACCCCCUCGACACCAGAAACAACUGCAACAGACUUACAAAAAAUUACGACACCAUCACAAACAUCCACUUCAUCGACAACAGAAACAACAACGACACCAACACUAACACCAACCACAUAUUUCGCAGAUAGCACAACACUUACUGAUGCAACUACACCGAAAAUAAGCACGCAAUCGACACCAGAACUAAUCACAACAACAUCACAAACAACCACGACACCAUUGCAGACAUCCACGACAUCGACAACCGAAACAACUACGACACCAACACUUUUACCAACCACAACUUUCGCAGAAAGUACAACACUCACUGAUGCAACUACACCGAAGACAACCACGCUAUCGACAACAGAAACAACCACGACACCAUCUAUUACAACUACCAUAACGACACCAACACCCCCGACAACAUCGUAUACAACUGAAAUAAUAUCAACUUCGAAAACAACAUUCAAAAUUACAACAACGUCAUCACAACCGACGUACAGUUCAGAAAUAACAUCGACAUCGACGUUUGAAACCUCGGAAAUGCCAAACACAAUCGUCUCAGAAGCAACAACAAUAGCAAUGGUAGAAACAUCUGACACAUCAACGUCAUCGGCAUCUUCAUCAUCGUACACCACAAUAACUGCGAUAGAUUGUGGACCUGUUGAAACAAUACCGAAUGGACAAAUUGAUCUGAAUGAUCCACUCAACACGACAUAUGGUGCCACAGCCAACGUCACAUGUGACUCUGGAUUUGACGUCAGUAUAUAUGAAGUGGCCUGUCUAGGUAAUGGAUUAUGGUCAGAGCCAUCGUGUAAACCUAAAGAGAUGCCUUAUUUGACUUGUAAAAACGAUACAGACACAAGAGGUACGCUUUGGACAGAGAUUCUCGCCAACACGACACGUUCAUAUGACUGCGAUAAUGGAUCAAAAGGUUACAAGUCUCGAAAAUGUCGCCCAGACGGCACAUGGGAGCUACCACAGUACAGCUGUGUCAGAGAAGAAGUGGAGAAUGUCAAUAAUCAACUCAACGAUCUCACGACGAAUGUUAAUAUUACAACAGAAGAAAUCACAGUUGCACUAGAAGCCCUCACGAAUGUAACCACGACACAUGGGACAAAUGCUGCAACAGCUCUCACGGAUGGGGAGAUAACAGCGAUAACUAGUUCACUGGAGAAUGUUGCGACUCUUCUUAACAACUCCACUAAGUUUGAUCCUGUGAAUAUCUCCAAGCACUUUAUGGAGUCAGCCAGUAAUUUGCUUGAUUCGUCCAACCAAGAAAGCUGGAAGGCAAUGAAGGAAUCAGUACGUACUCGGUUUUUGUCGGUAAACUGCAUUAAGAACAACAAUGGGGCAGAAACGAUGCUGAAGGCUGUCGAUUCCGUUGGAUCCGCUAUAAAAAGAAGUAUUCAAACUGGUAAUAGAACAUCUGUCACCAUUGUCAAGACAAAUGUUGCCUUAGAAGUGAAAAAGACUGGUGAAGAAAGUAUUGAGUUUCCUGCAAAAUCUUCAUCUGAUAAUCCAGCCGAUGCUGACAAAGAUUGGAUUCAUAAGUCCCACAGUAAUUUGACAUUGGACAAACGUGCAUUUAAAGAAGACAAAACUUACAUCACCACAGCUAUAAUGUAUCGGGACAUGUCAGAUAUUCUGCCAACACAAUCAAAUGAAAAUACAACAGGAAACGGGAAUCAAAAAGAAAUAAAUGGUCCUGUGUUGUCAUUGUCGCUUGACCCAGCUAUAGGGAAACUUACUCCUCCAAUCAGAAUAACAUUCGGUCACUUCUUGACGAAUUUGUCAGAGCCAGCAUGUAACUACUGGCAAUUUGGCAAGGACAAUCAAGCAGGAGGAUGGUCAACAGACGGGUGUUUCGUGAAUUAUUCCUCAGCAAUCCAGACUGUCUGUGAAUGCACACAUCUUACUAACUUUGCUGUGCUGAUGAGCCCAUUUGUGCAGGCAGAUGCUGAUUCAAUCCCAUUGCGCAUCGUCUCCAUCGUUGGAAUUGCUGUAUCCAUGUUUUGCCUUCUGUUAACAUCGUCUUUGUACAUCUGCUUAUGGAAGUACCUGAAAAACGACCGUGCUGUUAUUCUCCUGAACCUCUGUAUUGCCCUGUUCUUCUCCUACAUCGUGUUCCUGGCCGGAGUCGAUAGAACGGAAAGCAAGGAGUUUUGCUCAGUUGUGGCAGCCUUAUUGCAUUAUAUCUACUUGGUCGUUUUUUGUUUGAUGCUUGCGGAGGGGAUAGACAUUGCAUACACAGUUCUUUAUGUAUUUGCUACCAGAUCACGCGCGAGAUCAUUAGUUAUUGCAUCAUGGGUUAUACCAGCUGUCAUUGUCGGAAUAUCACUCGGAGCAACUCAGACACAAGGAUAUGGAAACACUAACUUCUGCUGGUUGUCUCUAUCACGUGGUGUUAUAUGGGCGUUCGUGGCUCCUGCCUUGCUCAUUAUUUCGUUAAACAUUAUAUGCUUGGUCCUUGUUUUCCGCAAAAUGCUGAGAAUGAAAGCAAUGGAAUCUAAGAAAACGACAGAAAAGAUUCAAACCAGCCUUCGUUCGCUUUGUGUACUUGUUCCUCUGAUGGGUGUGUCAUGGAUUCUGGGAAUAUUCUACAUCAACGAAGAUCUGUACUUCAUGCAAUACCUUUUUGCCAUUUGUAAUGGUCUUCAGGGACUCUUUAUUUUCCUAUUCCACUGUGCUUUGAAUAAAAAAAUACAAAAUGGAUGCCAAAUGAGACGAAGGCGUAUGUCCGCCAUGAAGUCUACGCUCAAAGCAACUUACAGAAGUUCGAGUAAGGAGAGGUCUAAAUCAAAAGAUCUUAAAUCAUUUAGUUCAGAGUCUCGAGACAUUGAUGCAUCAAUCGACUGGAGUAACUGGGUUCUCAAUGGAACACCUGAGACUGACGAAGGUCAAAAACUUCGUUCGCCAGUUGGCGGUGGAGCCUUCGGUCAUAAUCACCGCCCGACUGUUGCCUUCAACCCUCCUGCUGAAUACUCUCCACACACUCAUGAUAGUCGUCAAAGUAUCAAACACAGAGAUUCUGACAAAAUCGAAUUUGACCGAGGCGAGGACAAUAACUAUGACUACAUAAAAUGA
This is a messenger RNA of Mya arenaria, 3633 nucleotides long. Its product is annotated as adhesion G protein-coupled receptor L4-like. Gene Ontology annotation, biological process: negative regulation of angiogenesis; cell surface receptor signaling pathway; adenylate cyclase-activating G protein-coupled receptor signaling pathway. The transcript is spliced from 23 exons. Gene Ontology annotation, cellular component: membrane. Gene Ontology annotation, molecular function: G protein-coupled receptor activity. Lineage: Eukaryota; Metazoa; Mollusca; Bivalvia; Myida; Myidae. The record is from RefSeq and is a predicted model, not a curated record. Bases 1 to 3633 code for a protein of 1210 amino acids.